Molecule: messenger RNA, 273 nt
Organism: Protopolystoma xenopodis
Lineage: Eukaryota; Metazoa; Platyhelminthes; Monogenea; Polystomatidea; Polystomatidae
Source: the annotation of a GenBank genome assembly
AUGGAUAAGCCAAAGGGCCGCAAGAAAGCUUCUCCCUCGCAUAUUUCACGCAAACUGACUUGGCCCGAUAAGUCAAUCAACUUGAAUAAGAAGCCUUCGACGCCUGUAGGCUUUACUGAGGCUGCAACGCCAAUAACUCAUUAUUCUGGUGGUCAGAUGAGCGGCAACCGCGAUGAAGUUAUAACGGAUUUUCUGUCGAGACAUGUGUUGCUGCCACACAGUCUGGAUAAAUGCAACAUGCAAGUAAGUCCUGCUCACCUCAAGUUAGAAUAG